GGUAGUAAAUAUAGUGGAAUAUUAAAAUUUAUUAAUAACAAAUUUAUCUUAGAUCGAAUGGUAGUCAUGCUAGUCGAAUAAAUUCAAUAUCUGAAAGUGCUGAUUCGUUUGCUGACUGGACACGAAAAAAUGCGGCACUAACAACGAAUCAAUUAUUAAUCGAUGAUAUACCAGAAACAAAUACUAUUCCAUUUUCAGCAUCAUCUCUUUCAAAUGUUUCAACAGCUAGCAGAGCAUUGGCAAUGGGUCGAUCUUUAGAAGAAACUUAUGCAUUCUCUGGUGUUCAUCAUAUAUUUGAUCAUCAUAAAGGUUCAGUUACACGAGUUCAGUUUGCACCUAACGAUCGAAGUCUAUUAGCAACUUGUGGUCGUGAUGGUAUUCUUGCUAUAUGUCAAGUUCUACCGACUCCAGCAACAAUUAUUUAUCGAUUGAAAGGUCAUACAGGUGCAAUUAAUGAUAUGCAAUGGUCAUCAAUAAAUGAUUUAUUAGUCACAGCAAGUAGUGAUGCAAGUAUACGUAUAUGGCAAAUUUCGAAAGGGAAAUGUAUGCGUGUUAUUGAAAGCACACCUGGUAUCGAAAAUCUUUGUUGUUGUUUUCAUCCAUCGAAUAAUAAUUUUAUUGCCGUUGGAAAUAACCGAGGAAUAUUACAAAUAUAUAAUGUAUCAACUGGCAAAGCAUUAAAAAAUUGCGUAAUUAAAUGUUAUGGUCGUUCAAUGUGUGUAACAUUUGAUGAGACUGGUACGAUUCUAUGGACUGGUGAUGAUCGAGGAAAUAUUCUUGCUACUUUAUUUGAUAUGACAACUGGAAAAUUACAUAGUUGUAAACGAGUAUUUUCCAAUAAUAAUGGUUCCGUGACAAGUCUUUCGUUUCGAUUUCGUUCAACACGUGAUGGACGUGAAGGAUAUCUCUUGGCUAAUGUCAUUCCUAAUCUACUCUUAGUAUUUAAAGUUGUUAGUACUAAUGGAAAAUUAAGUGUUCGAAAACGUUUCUCAAUACGACAAAAAUCAUUAACUAUUCAUAGUUCAUUUUGUCCAAUUAUAUCUCAACGUCAAGGGUUUUGUGUUGUUAGUGCAAGCGAAGAUAUGUGUGUUUAUCUCUAUGAUGUUGAUCGAGAAAUACGUACGUUAAUUAAUAAGUUACAAGGACAUUGUUCAGCUGUAUUUGAUGUUUCAUUUAAUGCUGAUGAAAGUUUAUUAGCAUCAUGUGAUCAACAGGGACUUGUUAUUGUUUGGCAAAGAGAUAAUCGAUAA
This is a messenger RNA of Adineta steineri, 1250 nucleotides long. NCBI's taxonomy places the organism in Eukaryota, Metazoa, Rotifera, Eurotatoria, Adinetida, Adinetidae. The record is from the annotation of a GenBank genome assembly.